CGCGCCCGGAUGCCGAGCCCGGGGCUUCUGGUGCUCUUCGGCAGCCAGACAGGCACGGCCCAGGAUGUGUCGGAGAGGCUGGGUCGCGAGGCUCGGCGCCGGCGGCUUGACUGCCGGGUGCAGGCCCUGGACUCCUACUCGGUGGUGAGGGAGCCCUAGGGCUUGGGCGGUGAGACCGAGCAGGCCGGGGGCGCCAGCCCCCAGAGCCCUCGACCGCAGGGCACCGUGUGUUGUGUGAGAGCGGACCGUUCCAUUAUGGCGGGUUUGGGGGGCAGGAAAACUUGGGGACGGUGGCAGGGCUUAGCACAUGGAGAAACGAGCAAGGUGGGAGGAUGGAGCCUGAAAGGGCAAAGGCAGGCCGGCCGCUCACGGGUGCUUCGUGACUCCGUUUGCCAUACCCCCCGAGUGAAGGAGAGGGGCCAGGCUGCGGAGAGCAUACCUACUUGCUACAGCCCGAGGUCUUAACACAUGUGUCUUUUUGUUGAGGUGAAUCUGAUUAGUGAGCCCCUGGUGAUAUUUGUUUGUGCAACCACAGGCCAAGGAGACCCCCCUGACAACAUGAAGCGGUGGCCCAGCUGAACCAGCUUGGAGCAAGGACUCGGGCUCUUUGGAAAAACCAUUUCCACCAGAAGUUCGCCCUGCCAACCUGCCAGUCACUGUGAAGGGAGGGCCCAAGCAUUUGCAGGUGCGGAGUUGUGAGAAGUGUACCUUCACUGGGAAGGAUAUUUUUGGCAAGCUUCGGGAAACAGGCCUUUGAGGAGGAGCAUGCAGGAGAGGUCUCCAGAGGCAGAGAGUGUAGUCCCCAGUACUGGCUGACGCAGCUCAGUCCUUGGGGUGUGGUCCAGGGUGGUCCAGGACCAGUGAGCAGAGCUGUGCCCCAACAGGGCCCCUCCAUGCCAGUUAUGAAGUACAAGGGACGUGGAAUGCAGCUAAAGCCUGGACCACAUGUGAAAGUUGGUGUCCAGGGCUCAGGUCACCACGGGCUGAAGGUGAUGGGGAGGUGUAUUUGAGAAGUGCUUCUGGAGGCCUGUGGGGAGGCUGGGGCAGAGUGUGGGCCAGACAGACUCCAAUGAGGGUCCCCGGAGGGGAGAAGAGGCACCUGGGCUGUGACCUUGGGGCUCUGGCUGUAAAGGCCCCUGGGUUGGCCAGAUGCAUGGAGGUGAGGGUGUCCUGGGGAAGGACACAGGUCUGGGUCCUUGGCCGUGAGGGUGGCAGUGAGCACAAAGCAGCCUGGUGGGGGCCCAGGGCUAGAAGAAGGCGCCAAAAGAGAAACUUGGUUGAUGUGAUGAGACGAGGACCACGGAGGGGGUCCUGUGGUGCCCCGAGGUUCAGAGCUGAGAACAGAGGGGUCUUUGGGACAUGGGGCUCAGUGUGAAGGGAGGAAGUGGUCCCAGGGGCAGCCUGAGCAGGAGCAGGUGCCACUCUUGCCCUGGGGAGGCAGUGGGGCAGGUGCCAGUAGCCCUCACAGGGCCCCCUGCCCAGGAAGGGGUGGGGCUCCACACUCUGGUGGUGGCUCUGGGGCAGCUCUAUGGUUUACGAGUUUCUGCCUUUUUCCAAAUCUUUUGCCAUUGUGAUAGAAUAAAAAAUGGUCUGGUUUCAGUAACAAAGAUCUGAAGGAACAGGGAGGGUCUAGGUUGUGGCUCCUCCCUACUCCACCCUAGGGCCCUGGUGGCCCAAAGCAGGGCCUCUAACUUGGCUUCUUCUGGCUGUAGAACUUCUGGAGGUUCAUAUUCCGGAAGAAUCUGCCACCGACUUCCCUCUGUCAGAUGGACUUUGCUGUUCUGGGCCUCGGGGAUUCCUCUUACGCCAAGUUCAAUUUCGUGGCCAAGAAGCUGCACCGACGGCUGCUGCAGCUUGGGGGCAGCGCCCUCCUGCCCGCGUGCCUGGGAGAUGACCAGCAUGAGCUGGGGCCCGACGCUGCUAUUGACCCCUGGCUGCACGAUCUGUGGGAGAAGGUGCUGGGGCUCUACCCGGUGCCCCCUGACCUUGGCGUGAUCCCCCCCGGAGUCCCUUUGCCCUCCAAGUUCACCCUCCGCUUCCUUCCGGAGGCCCCCAAGAUGUGCUCUGAGGAGCAGCAUAUGGCCGGUGCAGAUCCCCCAGGUCCCCCUUCAGAGCAGCAGCCCUUCCUGGCACCCAUGGUCACCAACCAGAGGGUCACCAGCCCCUCUCACUUCCAGGACGUACGGCUGAUCGAGUUUGACAUCACGGGCUCUGGGCUCAGCUUUGCAGCUGGCGACGUGGUGCUGAUCCGGCCCCAGAACCAGGCCAGCCACGUCCAGCAGUUCUGCCGGGUGCUGGGCCUGGACCCCGACCAGUACUUCACGCUGCUGCCCCGGGAGCCAGGUGUCCCCUGCCCCACGCAGCUGCCCCAGCCCUGCUCCGUGAGGCACCUCGUGUCCCACUACCUGGACGUCGCCAGCGUGCCCCGCCGUUCCUUCUUCGAGCUCCUGGCCUGUCUCUCUCCCCACGAGCUGGAGCGGGAGAAGCUGCUGCAAUUCAGUGCCCCCCAAGGUCAGGAGGAGCUGUAUUCGUACUGCAACCGGCCUCGCAGGACCGUCCUGGAGGUGUUGUGUGACUUCCCACACACGGCUGGAGCUGUUCCCGCAGACUACCUGCUCGACCUCAUCCCCCCGAUCCGCCCGCGGGCCUUCUCCAUUGCCUCCUCUCUGCUGGCUCACCCCUCGAGGCUGCAGAUUCUCGUCGCUGUGGUGCGUUACCAGACGCGCCUCAAAGAGCCCCGCCGGGGCCUCUGCUCCUCCUGGCUGGCGUCUCUGGAUCCUGGGCGAGGACCUGUCCAGGUGCCUCUGUGGGUGCGGCCCGGGAGCCUGACCUUCCCGGAGACACCGGACACACCUGUGAUCAUGGUGGGUCCCGGCACCGGUGUGGCCCCUUUCCGAGCAGCUGUGCAGGAGCGGGUGGCCCGGGGUCAGACUGGAAACUUCCUGUUCUUCGGCUGCCGCUGGCGCGACCGAGACUUCUAUUGGGAAUCUGAGUGGUUGGAGCUGGAGAGGAAGGGCUGCCUGACCCUCUUCACAGCCUUCUCCCGGGAACAGGAGCGGAAAGUGUACGUGCAGCACAGGCUCCGGGAGCUCGGGCCGUUGGUGUGGGAGCUGCUGGACCGCCGAGGCGCCUACUUCUACCUGGCGGGCAAUGCCAAGGGCAUGCCGGCAGAUGUGUCAGAAGCCCUGACGUCCGUCUUCCAGGAGGAGGGUGGGCUCUCCGGCCCUGAUGCAGCCAACUACCUUGCCAGGCUCCAGCGGAUGAUGCGUUUCCAGAGUGAGACGUGGGCCUAAGAAGCCAUCCUGCCAGCCUUGGCCACUCUAAACGCUGUCCUCUGGGGGGCUACUGUCACCUUCCACCCUGUCCCCUGCACAGCCUCACUUCAGUCAACCUGGGGUCCUAGACCCAGCCCUGACAUCGCUGCUCACUCACCACCCCACCCCUGCCCCCAUCCAGGGUUGCAGGCUACUGCCAGCCUUUCCCCACUGGCCCCAGCUUGGGUCCUGGUCAGGAUGGUCCCUGGGCUGCCCCACCCUGCAUAAGGACGGGGCCCCAGGAAGGAACGGGCAGCCUGAUGGGCAUCAGGGGCUCCCCAGACACCAGCUUCCAGACAGCAUGCGAGCCCGGAGAGCCUUCUGAGGUUGUCCCAGGGGACAGCAGUUUCCCAGUCCCCCUCUGCCACAUCUCUGUGCCCACCCACAAAGUACACGGUGCUGUCACAGGGCCUCGCAGGGCCAGGGCUAGGGCUGGAAGGCAGGACCAGGGGAGACCCCCAGCUAGCACACUCUUUCCUCACCCUGUUCCUGGAACACCUCCGUAAUAAACUGUGGGCUCUUGUUGGCUGUUUCUGA
Molecule: messenger RNA, 3851 nt
Organism: Felis catus (domestic cat)
Lineage: Eukaryota; Metazoa; Chordata; Mammalia; Carnivora; Felidae
Gene: NDOR1
Product: NADPH dependent diflavin oxidoreductase 1
Exons: 13
Coding region: 1767-3293 (508 amino acids)
Cellular component (GO): cytosol
Molecular function (GO): FMN binding; NADPH-hemoprotein reductase activity; flavin adenine dinucleotide binding
Source: RefSeq, a predicted model, not a curated record